UAAGAGUUAACCGCCCAUUUGUUGUUUACAAACGAAAACAGCUGAUCAAAACAUUCCCCCAAAAAUGCCAUUGAAAAAGAUUCCAAAUGUUAUAUCUCCACAUUUGCUACAAGUACUAGCACUGAUGGGACACGGAGACGAAAUAGUAUUAGCAGAUGCUCAUUUUCCAUCAUCCUCGAUAUGUCGAAGUGGACCAAUUGAAGUUAGAGCUGAUGGGAUGGACAUUCCUACAUUAUUGGAUGCAGUACUACAGUUACUUCCCUUAGACCAAUAUGAAAACUUUCCAGUUUCUUUAAUGGAUUUAGUACAAAGUGAUAAAGAUCGUAAUCUUCAGACACCAGUCUGGUCAAAGUACAGAGAAAUUAUUAAUAAGCACGAGAGUUCAAAGAUACAGAUAGAAAAGGUUGAAAGGUUUGCAUUUUAUGAAAAAGCAAAGAAGGCAUUUGCAGUUGUUCAUACAGGGGAGACGGCGCAGUAUGGAAAUAUAAUCUUGAAAAAGGGAGUUGCUCUUUAAAUAGUUUCCUGUCAACAGAAGAUGUCCAGUGAAAACCAUUUUCUUAUAAAGAUGCUGCUGACUAAAUUCAGAAAGUGUAUUCUAGAAUAUAAUUAAAUUGGGUGCAAUAUACUUAAAACAGUUUAAAAAAAAUAUAUAUAUAUAUUUAUACUUAUUUUUUGGGGAUGAAUUUUAAAAUGAAAUAAUGUAGUAAAGGUGGUAUGUUUAUUGCUGAAUAAACAAUAACGUACAAUAAACUAUGAUUACUGAC
Molecule: messenger RNA, 764 nt
Organism: Mytilus californianus (California mussel)
Lineage: Eukaryota; Metazoa; Mollusca; Bivalvia; Mytilida; Mytilidae
Product: fucose mutarotase-like
Exons: 6
Coding region: 65-514 (149 amino acids)
Biological process (GO): fucose metabolic process
Molecular function (GO): racemase and epimerase activity, acting on carbohydrates and derivatives; fucose binding
Source: RefSeq, a predicted model, not a curated record